AUGGUAACUUCACUUAGCUCAUCAUUCGGAGAAGAACACCAGCUGGAAGCGGAGAACACCUGCUCGAAUCUAUAUUGUCCGAUUUUAUUUCGCGCAACUUCAGUGAACUCAUCAAGAAUACAAGAACAUCAGUUGGAAUCGGAGAACAACACCAGCUGGACAGAAUCUGUGAAGAUGGCAGAAAAGGUCACACCCCUCUGCUACAGAAGAGCAAAGCGCAUGGCUUACUCCAUAGCUCGGGAAACCCUUGGCUUCACUCAGCCCGGUCAAAUAGACACCCCACAGAUCUCAUUUGCUGCAAUAGAGAUUGAUUUGGUGGAAUGGAAAGGGGACAUGCUUGGAGUAGGUGUCACAGAGAAGGACAUGGCCAAAGAUGAAAAUCUGAAGUUCAAGAAUUCAAUCUUGCUUGAGCUAGAUAAACAGUUAGGUGGAUUGUUGUCAGAAGCAUCAUCUGAGGAGGAUUUUACUGGAAAGCCCGGACAGUCGAUAGUUCUCAGGCUUCCUGGACAUGACUCGAAAAGGAUAGGUCUAUUUGGGCUUGGAUCUACUACAUCAGAAACUGCAUCUUAUCGCAUUCUUGGAGAAAGGCUUGGUGAAGCAGCCAAGACUGCUAAGUCGAGAAAAAUUGCCAUCACUCUUUCUUCUUCUGAAGGGCUUUCUGCAGAAUCAAAACUAGCCAUUGCUUCAGCAAUAGCCACUGGAGUUGUGCUGGGGACUUACGAAGAUAAUAGGUUCAAGUCAGAACCGAAGAAAUCAUCUCUCAAAUCUGUGGAAAUUCUUGGUCUUGGAACUGGAUCGGAGAUAGAUAAGAAACUCAAAUGUGCAGAGGCUGUUUGUUCUGGGAUAAUAUUUGGAAAAGAGCUUGUAAAUGCACCUGCUAAUGUGCUCACCCCUGGAAUAUUAGCAGGAGAGGCUAUGAGGAUUGCUUCUGAGUACAGUGAUGUUUUUACUGCAACUAUUUUGGAUGUGGAGCAGUGCAAACAAUUGAAAAUGGGUUCUUAUCUUGGUGUUGCUGCUGCAUCUGCUAAUCCUCCACAUUUCAUCCAUUUAUGUUACAAGCCUCCUGGUGGAGCAGUAAAAACCAAGCUGGCCUUAGUUGGAAAGGGGUUGACUUUUGACAGUGGUGGCUACAAUAUCAAGACAGGACCAGCUUGUUACAUUGAGCUCAUGAAAUUUGACAUGGGGGGAUCAGCAGCAGUGUUUGGUGCAGCAAAAUCCCUUGGUCAAAUCAAGCCUGCUGGAGUAGAGGUUCAUUUCAUUGUUGCAGCUUGUGAGAAUAUGAUAAGUGGAACAGGUAUGAGACCUGGAGAUAUUGUCACGGCAUCAAAUGGCAAGACAAUUGAGGUAAACAAUACUGAUGCUGAAGGAAGACUUACACUUGCAGAUGCUUUGGUAUAUGCUUGUAAUCAAGGUGUAGCAAAGAUAGUUGAUCUGGCUACAUUGACUGGGGCCUGUGUAGUUGCUCUUGGACGCUCUAUUGCGGGUGUUUUUACACCCAGUGAUGACCUGGCAGAAGAGGUACUUGCAGCCUCAGAGAUCACUGGGGAGAAACUUUGGAGGAUGCCUAUGGAGGAAAGUUAUUGGGAGUCCAUGAAAUCAGGAGUGGCUGACAUGGUGAACACUGGUGGUCGUGCAGGUGGAGCCAUCACUGCUGCUCUUUUCUUGAAGCAGUUUGUUGAUGAGAAAGUCCAGUGGAUGCACAUUGACAUGGCAGGCCCGGUUUGGAAUGAUAAGGAUAAAAGCGCAACUGGAUUUGGUGUUGCAACGCUUGUUGAAUGGGUGCUAAUCAACUCUUCUCAGUUUCAGUUUCCACAGUUCUCUUAG
Messenger RNA from Fraxinus pennsylvanica, 1824 nucleotides. Lineage: Eukaryota; Viridiplantae; Streptophyta; Magnoliopsida; Lamiales; Oleaceae. The record is from the annotation of a GenBank genome assembly.